Molecule: messenger RNA, 1902 nt
Organism: Durusdinium trenchii
Lineage: Eukaryota; Dinophyceae; Suessiales; Symbiodiniaceae
Source: the annotation of a GenBank genome assembly
AUGUCCUUGGAAAGGGCUCGUGCAGAGCUUGAUGACGUGCGGGCUCGGCUGCGGGCAAUACAGAAACGGCUCUUGAGGCGGAAGGGAGAGGUGAACCCAGACCGCAAGUGGCGAUCGUCGCCGGCUAGCCCUUGUUGCCUUGUUUUGCUCGUUUACACCAGGGGCAACGCAGAAGUUGUUGCCAACUUUGCACAAGGUCUGGGUUGGCGGCGGGCUCCACGUGUUGCUGCUUUGACCACAGAAGACCGGAGCAAGCUGUUGGCAGACCUCGAGUCGCAGUUUGACAGUGUACCUUUGGCUUCGAUAGCAGCUGUUCAGGAAGACCCCGUAAGGGCGGGUGUCUGCAGCGAAGGUGAGGCUAUCAGUGUCAUCAGGUGGCUGGUGGAACAUUCGCUCUUCGGUUGGGUUCAGGAGCAAAACUCUUUGCGUGGAGUUGCUCCGUCCCGGAGGCAGUUAGUGGACAAAGCCUUGUCCGCCAUCCCUGUCAUUGCGCCAGAGAGGCUGCAGCAAAGAGUUCGCUCAAGUCUAUCUGGCAGUUUGCGCAGCCAGCGGAAGUGGUUGGCUAAGUUCCGGUUGCGAUGGGGUUUGCGCUUGGGGAAGCUUCGUAUCCAGAAUCACCUGUCAGUGAGUGACAAGCAAGCGUUGGCUUAUUUUCAAUGGAUCAACGCAGCAUCUGCAGCGGCUCCGGCUUGUCAACCACCCUUACUGAUUAACAUGGACGAGACCUCCCUCGUCAGGCAUGUCAGUGGUCUCAUUGGCACAGUUGUCAAAAAUCCGAGCAACGGGUGUCAGCUGGGCGAGGUGGCUCCUCUGUGCGACAGGCGCAGCUACAUCACAUAUUUGGCAACUAUUACGCAUGAUUCGGAAGUGCAGCCCAGGCUUCCGCAGGUAUUGAUUGGGAAUGAGCGUCAGUUCACUGCCACCAUCAUGAACAGCGUGGAUUUUUUACCCAGCAAUGUGUACCUGUGGAGAUGCAAGUCUGCGUGGAAUAGUCACAUGUUGAUGCGGAGGUAUUUGUCUCUGUUAGCUUCGUCCCUAGGUAGCGUCCUAAAGGAGCGAUAUGUGAUUUUGAUCUUGGACGUGGCUCGGUGUCACUUGCAUCCGACAAUUCUGGCUCACGCCAAACGGUGUGGAAUCCGGCUGUGCUUCAUUCCCGCUUUGAUGACUGCAGAGCUGCAGCCGUGCGACACUCAUUUGUUUGCGCGCUUCAAAGCAACCUUUCGGGAACAUUGGCGCCGACAGAAAGCACUUUCCAUUGCAGGGUCGUUGAGUACGUUUCAAUGGCUUGAAGUUGUGGUUUCAAGUCUCCAAGCAGUGUUACCCGCCGAUUGGGAUGCCGCGUUUGCAGCGAGUGGGGCAUUGGCUGAGCAGACCCGUGUGGCUGACGUGCUGUGCGCGAAGUUGGGUUGGGCUAGCGCGCCUCUGGUGCCGGAAGGUUUGCCAACUGUUGAAACUGCGUCCUUGGUUUUUCCGAAGAAGAUGAAGGCGUUGCUCCAUCAAGAGAUGGAAGCCUUGAAGCGGCGCCGGGUUGAGCUGAAACGUGAAUGCAAACGCGCGGCCAAAGACCAGAAACUGCUUGCUGCCAAGAGGCAGCGGCUUCUGAAGGCGCACGCUGGGUGUUGUGAUCUUACUCUGCUUGCGCAAAACGAUCAAGCUUGGCAGGCUGCUAAAGGCCUUUCUGCCGCUGACUUGCAGCUGCUCCUGAACCGCGCUGAAGGUGACAGGCCAACCACGUGUAAGGCCAACCUUGUCAUGCAGAGUCUGUUGCAGGUGGUGCUGGCGCCGCCCUUAGUUUCGCCAAUGUGUCUUGGAGAUUGCGUGACCGUUGAUGCGCCCACUGCAGCGACAUGUACUUGGCCCCGUCUCUGUGACGACGUGUUUUCCUUGUGGAUUGCUGACUAA